AUGAGCGUGAUUGGUAGAAUUACACAUACAUUCCCAUUAAGAGCACAAGUUCAGGCCAGAUUUGUUAGCCGAUCAGCUCCAGUAUUUUCGACCAAGACACAGGACGCAGAGAAAGAGAAGGCGAGAAAGCAGCUGGAGAAGGAAAAGGAAAAGGCUAAGAAGGCUAAGGAUGCUGUAAAGACGAAGCUUAGCCCACCAAAGCAAGCGCCAACCGCAUGGCAGCUAUUCUUCAUUGAGGAGUUAGAUAAGGCGAGACAACAAGGUAAAAUAGAGAUUGGCGUUAUUAGCCACUCAGCUUCUGAGCUCUACAAGAAACUGACAGAUGCCGAGAAAAUGCCCUACGUUGAACAUUCCAAGGAACUUCGUGCAAAGCAGGCAAAGGAGUUCGCUGAGUAUAUUAAGUCGCUCCCAUACGAUGUUCUCAAGAAGGAGAACUCUUUACGCACCAAGCUUCGUAAGCAGGGCAAGAAGGGCGUUCAGAAGAUCAGGGACCCAAAUGCGCCAAAGAGACCUCUUACAGCGUACUUUGCGUAUUUGAAGGAUUUGAGGGAUAAAGAGGAUUUCAGGCAAAGCAUUUUCGGCAAUGAUGCCACUGGCUGGCUCCAGUCUUCCAUUAUCGACCAGUCAAGAGCUGCGUCAGACAAGUGGAAAGCGCUUUCAGAGGACGUCAAGCAGACAUACAAGGACAAAGCUACAGAGGCUAAGAAGAAGUACGAAGAUGCUAAAAUUGAAUAUCAAAACUCCUUCUUGUAA
Messenger RNA from Wallemia ichthyophaga EXF-994, 753 nucleotides. RefSeq names its product Mismatch-binding protein cmb1. Lineage: Eukaryota; Fungi; Basidiomycota; Wallemiomycetes; Wallemiales; Wallemiaceae. The transcript has 2 exons. The record is from RefSeq and is a predicted model, not a curated record. The coding region runs from base 1 to 753 and encodes 250 amino acids.